Messenger RNA from Mustela lutreola (European mink), 2012 nucleotides. RefSeq names its product coiled-coil domain containing 159 (gene CCDC159). The transcript is spliced from 11 exons. The coding region runs from base 1111 to 1950 and encodes 279 amino acids. The record is from RefSeq and is a predicted model, not a curated record. Lineage: Eukaryota; Metazoa; Chordata; Mammalia; Carnivora; Mustelidae.
GACUCUACCUUCAGGCUUCGCGCGUUUUAAUGCGAUGGUGUCCCCACGGGAUCAAAUUUCAGCGUCACAGCUGGGGACUGGCUUCGCGGUCCUUGAGGGGAGAGCAUGAGCAGGUGGCUCUUCCUCAGACAAGACCUUGAAUUAUACAAUUCACUGGUCCAGGACCCCAGAGCCAGAGAUCGUGGGACCAGCUGCUUCUGAGAACACAGUGCCGAGUAUAGACUGGAGGCUAGAGAGGGACUUGGAGCCUCAGUCAUAUGGGUCUCCCAUCUUCCAGAGCCCAGACUCGCGGGAGCAGUGUAAUGAUCAGGACCUUCUGAAGAGGCAUCACAACACCACUAAGGUCAUCCCCACCUGGGAAACACCUCCCAGCCACACCACAUUCUACCGCUGUGGGGCUUAGGGAAGGGACCCCGGGGGGAGGGGUGCGUCUUUCUCAGGAACCCUUAUGAUGUGUGACUUCAGCACCCAGAACAGCACCCAACGCUCAGCCAGCCCACACUAAAAAUGUCUUAAAUGAAUGGAUGAAGGGAUGAAUGGAGCGGAUGUGUGGUUGUGUUUCUUAGUGAGUGAUACAACCUGUGAGAGUUUCUGGACAUGACUGCCUGUGGGUCUGUGGUUAUGGCUGUGUGUCUGAGUUGAGUGUGAGUAGAUGGUCUAAGGUUCUUAACCACCUGGUGUGCAUGGCUGUGUCUGAGCUUGCAUGGCUGUAGUUGUGUUUCAAUGCUUAUGUGCUGUUGUGCUUUGGGGCUGUGGGAGCUCCCUGGGAGAUGUUGUCUAUGUCAUUUGCCCUUAAGGAGGAGGGCCAUUACCUGAGCCCAGUCCAGACACAGGGCUCUGCAGAUGUGCUGUUGGGGGCGGCCUCCAGGUCUGCACACACAGGGGACAAACCACAAGAGUAUACUUCUGACCAUGUGUGGGCUAGUGGGGGAGGGGUGCACUCGGGGUCUGGGACACCCAGGACUCAGCAGACCCAGUUCACACCCAACCCCAUACAGUGGGUUGGGGUGUGCGAGGAGAAGCACAGGGAUGGAUUUCUACUACCCACAUGUCCUCCUUUCCUAGAAGCCCUUGGAGACCAACUCUUCCAAAGUCAAAGUUAAGUCCACCAUGAUGAUUCCUGACUCCCAGAAGCUCCUGCGCUGUGAACUGGAGUCACUCAAGGCCCAGCUACAGGCCCAGACCAAGGCUUUUGAGUUCCUGAACCACUCAGUGACCAUGCUGGAGAAGGAGAGCUGCCUGCAGCAAAUCAAGAUCCAACAGCUUGAAGAGGUGCUGAGUCCUAUAAGCCGCCAGACAGAGAAGGAGGGACCCAAGUGGGGUGUGGAGCAGGGACGCCAGGAGCUGUAUGGGGCCCUGGCUCAAGGCCUGCAGGGGCUACAGAAGACCCUGCGUGACAGCGAGGAGGUACAGAGGACCCGCACCACUCGCUGCCUGCAGCUGCUGGCCCAGGAGAUCCGGGACAGGCUGCACUGUCCCCUCAGCAAGAAGUUCCUGUGGGAGGAGCUGGAGCUGGUGCGGGAGGAGGUGACCUUCAUCUAUCAGAAGCUCCAGGCUCAGGAGGACGAGAUCACAGAGAACCUGGUGAACAUCCAGAAGAUGCAGAAGACACAGGUGAAGUGCCGCAAGGUCCUGACCAAGAUGAAGCAGCAGGGGUAUGAGACAUCCAACUGGCCAGAGACGGAGGAGGUGCCAUCAGGAGGCAGUGGCUCCUGGAGGGAUGACCUCCAAAAGGAGCUGAGUGACAUAUGGUCUGCUGUGCACAUGCUGCAGAACUCCUUUGAUGGCCUCAUAUCCUCUGGGGGCUGCCUCAGGGCCUCGAACCUCAAGGGCUACAGGGGGCACCAAGGCCUGAGCCCUCUGCUCCCCUCCUGGGACUCAGACUCAGACUCAGACCAGGACCAUUCCCAGCCACUCUUCAUCAAAAGCCACUCCUUCCCAUCUGCCUGAGCAGCCGGGACUGCUCUCCCUGAAGACCCCUCCAGAGAGAAAAUAAACUAGCCAAGAACCUC